Molecule: messenger RNA, 1275 nt
Organism: Glycine soja
Lineage: Eukaryota; Viridiplantae; Streptophyta; Magnoliopsida; Fabales; Fabaceae
Product: ER membrane protein complex subunit 10-like
Exons: 8
Coding region: 127-1020 (297 amino acids)
Source: RefSeq, a predicted model, not a curated record
UGGCUACUAGAGAGCAUAGUACAGUGGUAGUGGCAAAGAAAAGAAAAAACGAAAUCAACUAUUGACAGCGGGAAUAACAUAUUAACAUCAGCAGGCCUCGCUUUGAGAAAUCAGACGGCGGAGAGAAUGGGUUUAUCACUCUUACGGUGGGUUCUGCCGCUGACUCUGUUGCUCACCUGCGCGCUAGGUUUCCAAUCGGACGAGCUUCUCCUCGACGACGAAGAGUUCGGCAUCGAAGGAGGACGAACCUCCUUCGAUUCCGAUUCGCAUCCACCUUCCACCGCCUCCACCUCGAGGAAGAGGCUUUCCGACUCCUCCUCCGAUUCCAAGAUCCAGUUCCCUCUCCAACACGCUUUCGGCGACUCCGAUUUCUCCGACGCCGGCAACUUCUCCGCUCGCCUCAAGACUUGGAACCACGGCGCCCAGACGCUGACGAAGCUGCGGUUUAAGCGUGAUCUUUUGACUGACGUUGAGCAGAGGAAAUUUAAAGAGCUGUUGCGAGAAGAUGAUUUCUAUAGGAUUAGACUGCCGUCCAAUGUUUUGAGUCCUCCCGGCCGGGAAUAUAUUAUUUCUUCAGUGAAAGCACGAUGUCUUCCAGGGGAUGGAUUGGAGGAGCAUUUUGUAAUACAAAUGGAAGGUGUUAACAUCUUGGCUGUCAGUUAUGGUGCCCCAGGGGCUUGCCCUUAUCCCCGACAACUGAAGCUUCCUGGAAAGUGGUCUUUCAAGUCACACACAGUUCUAAAAAGCAGUGAACAGGCACCAAGAGCUCCAAUAUUUACUGAAGAGGCGCUUGGCGGGCUGGAGGGAGACGGUGAGGCUGUACAGCCAAUAGAAAGGUCCUUUUGGGCCAAAUACUGGAUGUACCUGAUCCCGCUUGGACUCAUAGUAAUGAAUGCUGUUACUCAAGCUAUGAAUAUGCCCGAGGAACAAGCUGGCGGACAACCUGGUGCUCCGGCACAGCAGCAACCAGGAUCUGCAGUACAGCGUGGACCAAGUUCUGGUGGUGUGCGUAGAAGAUGAUAAGUUAGCUUCCUCUACCGCAGAAGGCAUUAUUUGAGGGCGUUGGUAAUCAAUGAAAUCUUAGGUUGACCUUUUAGUAGCAGUAUUUGAUAAUUUUAAUUUCAUAUUAAUAGCUCUGUGCCCAAAUGAAAAGAAAUUUUAAACUGAAUUGCUUGUAAACUUUGAAACAGCGAUAAGUUUUCCGGUUAGAUUGAUUAAUGUUAUUAAUGUUAUAUAUUGAAAUUUUGACACGAAUAUUAUUUUGGUUUCCUCUGA